This is a messenger RNA of Aspergillus viridinutans, 816 nucleotides long. RefSeq lists its product as uncharacterized. Gene Ontology annotation, molecular function: protein binding. NCBI's taxonomy places the organism in Eukaryota, Fungi, Ascomycota, Eurotiomycetes, Eurotiales, Aspergillaceae. The transcript is spliced from 2 exons. The record is from RefSeq and is a predicted model, not a curated record. Bases 1 to 816 code for a protein of 271 amino acids.
AUGUCAAUAUAUGCCUGGAGAAAAGGCGACCUGAACGAGGCGGAAGAUAUGGCAAUUAAAGCGUUGAAAAUGAGAGAACCACUCUUUGGCAAGGAGAGCUCCGAAACACUCAAUAGCAUCAAUUUACUGGGUCUGGUUCUGGACGGCCAAGGGAAGUAUGACGAGGCAUUUAACAUGUAUCGACAGGCAGUAGCGGGUUUUAAGAAGCUGCUAGGGACUGACCACCACUCUUCACUCGUGAGUCUGAACAACUUGGGCUUAGUGCUGAGGAACCGGGGGGAAUAUGAAGAGGCAGAGACAAUGCUUAGGAAAGCGUUAGCAGGGUCUGGGAAGGUAUUAGGCCUUGACCACCCCACCACACCUAUGUGUAUUGGGAACCUAGUGACAGUACUUACACUCCGAGGCAAACAUAUGGAGGGAGAAAUAUUGUAUCGGGAAGCAUUGUCAGGUUUUGCAAACGCCUUCGGAGAUGACCAUCCCAGUACUCUGACCAGUGUCCAUAUGCUGGCCAUGGUAGUGAAGCUCCAGGGACGGUUCGAGGAGGCUGAGAUGUUGUAUCGAAGAGCCCUAGCAGGAUAUGAGAAGAUGACUGGGAUCGACCAUCUCGACAUGCUAAUGACUACUAGCGAACUAGGCUCGGUGCUCGGUUAUCAGGGAAAGUGUCAGGAGUCGGAAUUGAUGAACCGAGAGGUGCUAGCAAGCUAUGAACAGAGGUUGAGGGCCAAUCAUCCGUUGAAGUUGGUAGCUAAUAACAACGUAGCCUCCACGCUCCUGUGGCAAGGGAAGUACAGGGAAGCUGAAGGACUCCUUCAGUAG